AUGUGCGCUUUUAAAACAACCCCGAUUAGGUUAGUCGAUGACGUCAUGUACAGUACAGCAUUGAUCGUCUUCCCGCGAGGUGGCUACACUGAAUUGAAUCAGGACGAUUCCGCUUGGAGCAGAUUCCACGAUUCGCACUGCCUCACCAUAGAGGAGAUCGAGACCUUGAUCAAGGGACCGCUUGCUCCUCAGCAAAGCCUCAAGCUGCCUGGCCGCGGACUGGGCGGUACAAUCCCCCCCGCUCUGGGGUCGUUUACCAAUCUCACCGCAAUCGACCUGUCGGACAACAAUCUGACGGGCCCAAUUCCCCCCGAAUUGAGCAGGCUUCGUCGCCUGGUGACACUCAAGCUCGCCGGGAACCGCUUGACGGGAGGGAUCCCCGCAGAGUUUGGCAACUUCUCCAAUAAUCUCGCAAACCUCUUCUUGUCGGGGAACCGUUUGUCCGGGCCUUUGCCUCCAAGCAUCGGCAUUAUCCCCCGGCUCGUGACGCUGGAUGUUUCCCGCAAUCAGCUGUCAGGGUCUAUCCCGCCAACGAUUGGCAACCUGUCCUAUCUCGGGACGCUCCAGCUUGCCGACAACCAACUUUCCGGCAGGAUUCCAGGCGAGAUUGGCGACCUGGGGGGUGCGGUCAGCCUGUUCCCGACUUCAGGACUGAAUCUGUCCUACAACAACCUCUCCGGUCCAAUUCCAGCUAGUUUGGGUCGGCUCACCGGGCUUUAUUAUCUCGACCUGUCCUCCAACGGUCUGUCAGGAGCCUUCCCGUUCUCGUUUGCCAAGUUUCUCAAGCUCGAGUUUCUGGACCUCUCGUACAACUCGUUAUCUGGGCCGUGUCCUACUUUUGGCAAGCUGCCGCUUCUUGGUGCAAUCCUGCUCAGGAAUAACGGCUUUUCGGGGCCCAUCUCCAGCAGCAUUGGCCAGUGCCCCAUUCUUUACGGCCUGGAUCUCAGGAACAAUAGCUUCUCAGGGCCGAUCCCCCCUGCCCUGGGCUCGUUCCGGAUCAUGGACACUUUGCUCCUGAGUGACAACCAGCUCACGGGUACGGUCCCAGUGGAGCUUGCAGGGUUAACCCGGUUAACGUUCCUGGGUAUUGCUGGCAAUAACCUGACUGGGCCCAUGCCUGCGGAGCUCGCGGGGCUUUUGAAGCUGACGUUGCUUGACGUGUCACGAAACCCGGCAUCGCUGGGGAACCUCCCAUCGAACUUUAGCCGGCUGCACAACCUGACGCAGCUCAGUCUGCCGGGCCCUGACAUCCCCGCGUGGCUCCGGUCCUCCAGAAGUCUCCGUGCCAUUAGCUUUGCCGGCGCGCAGGGGGGCUGUCCUGUAAGGGGCCGCGAGUUGGAUCUGUCGCUCCUCCCCCAAACCUGCAAGUAUGUCUCACUGCGGGACCACUGCCCACGGCUGCGCGCGCUCAGGCUGUGGGACGCCUGCGACAGCGGCUGCGCGAUCAAUUUGAUCGGAACGCGCGCGCGCCUCGCUCGGAGGACCCGGGAGGAGGUGUGCUUGGGGAGGGCCUCCGCCUUCCUGCAGGGCGACUCGCCGGACUUUCAAACGGGACGUGACGGCGAAAUCUUCUUACAAAAUCGCCAGGUCAACCUGUCCCUGUUCGACCCCGACUUUGUGGAUCGUGUGGACUUGGGCCCCGACGGAGAAGCGUAUACCGGCGUGAGCUUCGUUAAAGUGCAGCGGGGCAACCUGUGUGGCAAUUCCGAGGCGCUCACUGUCAUAUUCAUCCUUUACUCGGUCUUUGGGGCGGGCGCACUGCUGGGGUCUGCAGGCGCGUGGUUGCUGGCGCGCCGCCUACGGAAACAGGUCCCCAAACCCGAGCCUCGGCCUUCCACAUGGGUGACAUUCCUGAAGCGGCUGCCUUAUGCAGAAAAAGUCGUCACUGUUGUAUCGACGAAGGCGAUUCCCACGGGGGUUUAUUUAUGGGGGGUCCUCGGGCUCGGCUUGACAUAUUACGACCUCGGGACGGAUAUCUUGGUGCUACGAGAGCUCUAUGGGGCGUGGCCAUUUUGGGUAGGCCUGGCCAGUCUCCUGGCUUCUGUGGUGGCAGCGGCGAUCACGGCGACGAUCGUGCUCCUGCACAAGGGGCUCCCUUCGGGGCACGUCUCGUUCACCUUUGACGCGUUUCUCCCUCGCAGUCUGCCUCUGAAGGAGCGAGCCCCCCCACUCCCGCUCUCGGCAGGGCAGUCCCUAGCCAUACUCGUACUUUGGCCUUUGGCCGUGCCUUUGGUGCUGCUUUUGGACCUUCUGGGAGUUUUGGAUCGGGUUGGGGUGCACAUAAAGGCACAAGGUACGGUCUUCCUCAUGGAGCCGUGGCUUGACGCGCGCGGCUUUCUCGAUACUUUGCUGCGGAGCGUCCCUUCCGUGAUUCUCCAGACGGUCGUUUAUUGGCUGGGCAGUUCAAGGUCGACGAGGCUUUACUUCGAUGAGGUCCUCUUCAUCCAGUCUAGCACCGGUGCUCUGAGUACCAUGCUUUACCAGAUUAUUGAUGCUUCCUGGGAAGCCUUUUAUUCUCCCAGGCCUGAGUAUCCUUGGAACCCCGUGGCAAGGCGCUUGAGUAACGUAAAAAGGUCUUGGAAGGUAGACAAAAAUGAGGAUGUUGGUGAGGAAGAUUCUCUGAAGCUGGGGGUUUCCUCGAAUGCGGGCUUCGUCGAUAAGAGUGGCGACCUUUACCCUUGAGAUGUUCUCCUCGAUGAUCGAUUCCCUCUUGUUGCGUGUAGAAGUUGGGAAAUCAAUCAUCAUUAAACGGUCCGGUAGAUUGCAUUCGGUAGAUCGUCAUCUUGCACUUUACGCAUUCGGUUUAUGCAUGUACGAAAUGUGCCUAGGUCGAACUCCACAUGAUGAGUGCCGUAGUCUCGCCAAACUCUGCAGGAAGAUCAUGAUUUGAGAGCGACCGCAGGGCCUACCGUGUAUCCGAUAACACAUAAAGGUUCUUAAAGAAAAACUUCUUAUGGGGGAGGCGGGUUGAGGAUCCCCAAGACCAAGCUAAAAACAAACAAUAUUGAUAUACAAAACAGUGUGUUGGCCAAGCCAACUCAAUGUCAGAAUUGAGUGCCCUCAAAUGUCAAUGAUACGAC
Klebsormidium nitens is the source of this 3080-nucleotide messenger RNA. The record is from the annotation of a GenBank genome assembly. Lineage: Eukaryota; Viridiplantae; Streptophyta; Klebsormidiophyceae; Klebsormidiales; Klebsormidiaceae.